GGGAGAAUUAAUCAACCCUUUGGGUUUUAAUAUGGCGGAGUUUGCUAUUGAUCCUUUGUAUUCAAAAAUACUAUUUAGUUCAGGUGAUUUCGGUUGCUCAGAGGAAAUACUAACAAUAAUUUCAAUGCUGCAAGUUGAAUCAGUUUUUACAAAACCGUCUACUGGAAAUAUGAUUGCAAAGUCAAGGAUACAAAGAAGAAAUUUUGAGGUUGCCGAAGGGGAUUUAAUAACAUACUUGAAUAUAUAUUCAGCGUUUGUUAAAAGUGAAAUGGAUAAAGGAUUUUGCCACAAAAAUUUUAUCAAUUACAAAGCAAUGAAAAGAGUGGCAGAUGUAAGAAGUAAUCUCCAAAAAAUGGCCCUUAACUACAACAUACCACUUAUUUCGUGUCAAGGUAAUACAGAGGCUAUAUGUAAAUGUCUAGUAACUGGGUUAUUUCCUAAUGCAGCCUAUUUACAUUACUCUGGCGUUUAUAAGACAGUUCGAGGAAACAUUGAACUUUAUAUUCACCCUGAUAGUGUUUUAUACACUAUAGAACAACCCCAAUGGUUACUCUUUUGUGAAGUGGUACAAACAACAAAACUCUUUAUGAGGGACUUGACUGUUAUAAAUAGUGACUGGUUAUUAGAGUUGGUUCCACAUUUUUAUCAUAAAACAACUUGUUAUAAUUACUGACUGUUAUUGUAUUAGAAAAAUUGAAUUAUUUCAAUAAA
Agrilus planipennis (emerald ash borer) is the source of this 711-nucleotide messenger RNA. RefSeq names its product probable ATP-dependent RNA helicase DHX35. The transcript has 4 exons. Gene Ontology annotation, molecular function: RNA binding. Gene Ontology annotation, cellular component: intracellular anatomical structure; catalytic step 2 spliceosome. Lineage: Eukaryota; Metazoa; Arthropoda; Insecta; Coleoptera; Buprestidae. Bases 32 to 673 code for a protein of 213 amino acids. The record is from RefSeq and is a predicted model, not a curated record.